Messenger RNA from Fusarium redolens, 342 nucleotides. RefSeq lists its product as uncharacterized. The record is from RefSeq and is a predicted model, not a curated record. Lineage: Eukaryota; Fungi; Ascomycota; Sordariomycetes; Hypocreales; Nectriaceae. Bases 1 to 342 code for a protein of 113 amino acids. The transcript has a single exon.
AUGCGUCUCGGUCUCCAUCUGACGAGCAUGAUCCGUCUAUGCGGCGGCGUCCACGCUGAGGUUGUCGACGGUAUUGUCUCUAGGUCGACUGCUUCAGACGCUGUGAGCAGAGUCCUUGCGGUUGCAUACCUCAAAGGAAACUCGGCCGUCGCCAUCAAAGAGGCGCUAAUGCAGAUUCAAUACUGCUACAAGUUCCAAUCUGAAAAAGCAGAGAAGGGAUGCCCGCUGAAGUGUGGGAACGUCAAUUGGUGUCUUAGAGUCACUUGCCCCGUCGCAGAGCAGAGGAACGUCGGCGCGGUGAAUCGAGGAAACGGCCGACUUCCCAAACGUCUUCAGCGAUAG